This is a messenger RNA of Ricinus communis (castor bean), 561 nucleotides long. Its product is annotated as photosystem II 5 kDa protein, chloroplastic. Lineage: Eukaryota; Viridiplantae; Streptophyta; Magnoliopsida; Malpighiales; Euphorbiaceae. The record is from RefSeq and is a predicted model, not a curated record. Bases 115 to 435 code for a protein of 106 amino acids. The transcript has a single exon.
AGGUCACAAGACUCUUUAGGGAAUUUGCGUUUGCUGUGUGUAAUAAUAACAACAAUCAACUCCGUUGUUACGUGCAUUUGAGAAUCAGAAACCAAACUUUUACACUCAGCAGAGAUGGCUUCCAUGACCAUGACAGCCUCGUUCCUUGCUGGUUCAACCCUGACCAGACAGCCCUUCACAGCCCCUCGCAGAGGGCUGAUCGUGGCCAAGGCCUCAAAGGUCACAGAAGGCGAAAGGGUCAACGUGGAGAUGAAGAACAAGGAAGAGAGCAGCAGCGGAAGGAGGGAUUUGGUGUUUGCAGCUGCAGCCGCUGCUGCAUUCUCAGUCGCUAAAGUUGCCAUGGCUGAUGAGCCUAAGGCAGGGACUUUAGAUGCCAAGAAGAAGUAUGCUUCUAUAUGUGUGUCAAUGCCAACUGCUAAAAUCUGCCACAAGUGAGACAAAUCUAACGGUUCUUCAUAUGCAUUGUUGAUUGGUCUUUUAGAUUAAUGUGAAAGUUGUACCCUCUUGUAUCCUUUCAUUGGAAAAUCCUAUCUGCUCUAUCCCCGCUUCUACUUCCUUGAA